AUGAAGCUCCUGAAUUGUCUUUUGGCUCAAAUCGCUAACGCCGGCUACUUCCAGCAGUACGCCUCGUUGACUGCCGAAGAACGAGAGAGUCGACGAGUCCUUUGCGACUCCAAGGUCGACGAGACUCGAGCUGCCUUUCCUGUCGAGAACGGAUCGUGGGUUUGCCCAGGCUAUGGAAAAACCAGAUCCAAGGUCCGAUGCCAUCCAAUUUGCGGCCAAGGCUACCUUCCUGACUGGACAGAGAAGUCGAUUUCCAAGCCGAAAAAAGAUGCCGCCCGAUUUAUGGCUCGAUGCGGAGAUCCAGCUACGAUCGUCAGAAAAAAUCUUCCGGUCGGAAUGGAGCUGAAAUGUUCCGCCAAGCCUGCUCAUCCAUGCCUCGCCAAAGCUGAGACGAUUGCUAUCCCGGACGGCAGACUCGAGCUUGCCAACAAGAUCAACAAGAAACGAGCGAGCUACCAGGUGACGAGAGGAAACAAUGCGAAAAACCUCGGCGAUCGAACUUUUGGUCUUUGGAAGCGAUCCGGCCAAGACACCAAACUUCAUUUGACCGUAACUGACCCUGCCGACCUCUCGCAGUUUCAGUACUCGGGCGAUUACGAGUGCGCUCCUGGCGAAUGGGCUACCUUCUCUGUAGAAGUCCGCCAAGAAAAAGCAGAUCCAUCAACGAUUCGAUUCACCACGAAGAUGGGGAGACCCAACUUCACACCGGCACCUACGCUGCGACGGAGGAAUUGA
Oikopleura dioica is the source of this 735-nucleotide messenger RNA. Lineage: Eukaryota; Metazoa; Chordata; Appendicularia; Copelata; Oikopleuridae. The record is from the annotation of a GenBank genome assembly.